Messenger RNA from Penaeus chinensis, 5634 nucleotides. RefSeq names its product major facilitator superfamily domain-containing protein 9-like. The record is from RefSeq and is a predicted model, not a curated record. Gene Ontology annotation, biological process: transmembrane transport. Gene Ontology annotation, molecular function: transmembrane transporter activity. The coding region runs from base 650 to 1975 and encodes 441 amino acids. Lineage: Eukaryota; Metazoa; Arthropoda; Malacostraca; Decapoda; Penaeidae. The transcript has 9 exons.
GUGGUUCAAUAUGAAAUUCUUGUGCUUCAAAGCCAGCAAUAGAUCCUAUUUUUAGCUUUGAAAUUGAGAUCUGGUUUAUCAUUCACUCGUAGAAUUAUUUAUUUUGUAAUUUGUAAUGUUUUAUGUGUUUUAGAAAUAUAUUAGAUAACUGGGACAGAAAUACAAAGUAUUUUCAACCACAUUGACGAAACAAUGACGUAAUGUGCACGAUGACGUAACAAGAUGCGCCAUCCGUGUGAAAAAUCUCAAUCAUAUUGUUGACAAAUGGCAUUAAAAAAAAAAAAAAAAAAAAAAUGUUAGAUACCGACUAAUAUACUUUCAAUUCAGAAUCGCGAGUAAAUAAGGAGAAACGAGUAACCUUGUAAAGGCUCCGUGACAUAUGUUUUCUUGUGUAAGGCGAGGAGAGCUCGAGUUGUUGGCACCGAAUAAUUGUAUUAUUUUCUUCCCAAUUGAGAUGAAUUAAAGACCAAUUUCGCCUUGAAUGUUGUGCAGUUAUUGCCGGGCGAUGAUUGUUCAAGGUCUCAAGAUGUGGAGAUAAGAUAUUAAUCGCAGUAUCUACGGGUUUGGACUGUUAAAUAAUAAGCCAUGUUGCGAGUAAAGCUUAUUAUUCUUGUAUUAUGAAGAUGACAUAAUAUUUUUCGGCGAGAAAAUGGGUCUCUACAAGAUACAGCGGCUGGUCUACAUCAUUGGAUUUUUGGACCUUCUAGGAGUGAGCUUAAUUCUGCCUCUGAUUCUACCUAUGGUUAAGAACUUGGUUGACUCUCACCUGGCUGCAGGUUGCAUCACUUCCCUCUAUGGGGGGAUCCAGUUAUUUUCAAGUCCAGCUGUGGAUCUAUUGGGUGCCAGCCUUAUCAUCCCUCUGAUCAUCUUACAAGUGCGAAGCCUCGGGCUCUCUCAUGUGGUGGGCGGGACCAUUAACUCUGUGUAUGGUGUCCUGCAGCUGGUAACCUCACCAGCAGUGGGCCGAUGGAGUGAUGGAUGGGGGAGGCGGCCAGUCAUGCUGGUGUGCUUGAUUGCAACAGCUAUCAGUUACGUCAUUCUUGGAGCAUCUCAAUCUCUUCUGGUCAUCAUCAGUGGGAGAGUUAUGGCAGGAAUAUUCAAGCACAGUCAAACAGUGUGCAGAGCUCUCCUGGCAGAUGUGACGCCACCAGAGGACAGAUCAAGAGUUUUCGGCAUUUUUAAUGCUGCUUCUAGCAUGGGGUUCAUUGUUGGGCCAAUGCUUGGAGGUCACCUCUCUGAGCUUGAGAAUGGAUUUACCCUUGUCUGUAACAUUGGUGCAUUGUUCUUUAUCCUGGACUUUGCAUUGUGUUGGUUGUUUCUCCCAAACGUUGAGCCAGCUCACUCACGGUCAUCUAAGGGUAUAUCAGAAGGGGAAACAGUCCUCCAGGCAUUCUCAUUUAUGAAAGACAUCGACUGGAAAGUGUUUGGGGAUAUUUUCCUCGUACGAUUUUUCCUCAGCUUCUCAUCCUUGGUGUACAGAUCAAACUUUUCCCUUUUGAUCGAUCAGAAUUUUGGAGCUAGUCCAAAAGUUAUAGGCUACCUUAUAUCUUUCCAGGGCAUCAUCAGUGCUGUAGCAGGAUUCUUUACAGGCAAGGUAUCCAAAAUCUACCAGGACUCUCAGCGUGAGCUUUUCCACAGCUCAGUUCUUCUUACACUAGCUCUGCUGGGGCUAACUGUAGCACCAUCUUUAACAUUACUGCUAGCGUGCCUCAUACCUUUGUGCGUUAGCUCUGCUGUGAUAAGAGUCAGCAGCUCAGCCAUCACCAUAGGGCGAUGUGAGCCUGACAAGGUGGGAUCAGUGACCGGUUUUGGCCAAAGCAUAGCCUCAGUAGCACGUAUGAUCACCCCUUUGAUAGCAGGUCUUACUCAAGAGAUUAGCAUAUAUGGUCCAGGAAUGACAGGCACUCUUUCUGCUGGCAUUGGGGCAGCACUUGCGGGAAUCAUUUCGUAUAGGCAGAAGUCCAAAAAGGAGUAACUGGCUGUUUUAUUUUAGCAAUUGUUAUUUUUUUAUUAUAAUAUUUUAAAUGUUGCAUGUGGGAAGCGUGUUUCUAUGUGGAUGGGACACCAAUAGCCUUUGUGUGAAGGUUGAUAUUCUGUACAAGAUGCAAUUCAGAUAUUGUUAGUAAUGUUUGCAGGUUAAAUUUGUGGAUGGUAAUGAACAUCAAAACAAAGAGUUUUGCGUUAAAUAGUUAAUUUGUUUAUCAUUUGAAAUUUGUUUAAAUAUUUUUAUGGCAAUUAGAGUUUUAAAAAAAAUAAUAAUUUAUUACUUUUUUUUUUUUUACUGUUUGUAGAAAUUUGAAAGCAUGUUAUCCAAGAUUUAUAUUUACAACAAUUUAUGUUACUUUUUCCUGACUGGAUAUGCAUUAUAUUCUAUGAUAAAUAUCAUAACUUGAUAAAUUUCCAAGUUCUGUAAUAGGCAGCUGAGAAGACUGGUUUACAUGAAAGCUAUUGUUUGCACAACUUUUUUUUUCCUGUGACAAGCCUCAAGGUUACAAACUUUUACAGUCCAGAUACACUACUGAACAAGAGUUGUGUUCCACUCAGUGGAAGACACACUUUAUUAUAUUAACUCAGGUAAAUAUGUUAUUACUCUUAGUUUUAGAAGCUUCAAGUAUUGUUGUGUUUAAAUAAAAAAUCAAUUUAUCUGUCAUACUAAGUUUUGAAUGUCAAAUUUUAUGGCUAGCGGAAUAUUGUUUUGAGACUGGAUGCACAGUUUUAUACUUACUUUUCAGUUGAUAAAUUGUGGGCAUUAAAUAAUUAAAUGGUUGCAUCAAGUACAGACUGCACUUGUAUAUGUAUGUGCUUAUGUAUUUAUGCUGAAAAAUCUCUGCCAUAUACAUUUCACAGGUCCUGUUAAAUAACAUCCAUUUGUAACUAUUGUUUCUAGUCAUUGAAAAAGCUUUUUGUAAUACAUAGGUAGUCCCAUAGUCUCUCAUCAGUUGGAAAACUUAAAUUACUGAUUAAAGAAAUAAUCUGAUUUAGAAGUAUCUUGAAUGGCAAGAUCUAAAGUGUGUCUGAAUUGGAUCUUGUGAACAUUAGGUUGCAAUUUGUUCAGGUGGGUCAAAUUUAAAGGAAAGGGUCAAUAUCAAGUGGGGAGAGUGAUAUUAUAUUAAAAAUAUACAUGUUCCCCCAGCAGGCCUAUUUGCAUUUUUUAUUGGUAUGAAAUAUUGCGAGUUAUUCCACACAACUUUUUUUUUUUUUUUCUGCAAUUAGGUUUUAAGGUUUCAUUCAGAACUGUUUGUCUUACUUGGCCAGUCUUGCCAGGAUCAGUAGGACAGUGAGGCUGUAUUCAGAACCCUCUGAAGCCUUCAUUACCCACAGCACAGCCAGCUCUAAAAUCAACAGUCACUCUUUUACUGUAUCAGUAUCUUUAUUUUUUAAACUAGAUAUAUUUUGCAGCUAUGAUGCAUAGGUAGUGUACCUUUGAUAACAACAACAAAAGGUUAUAAAAUUACCAGUACCUACUAAAGUCUUAUGUUAUUGAUAGUGCAUGCAAUUAUCAUUGCUUGUAUUCAAAUGCUAUUGUGAUAUCAUCUCAUUGUAGUCUCCCGGCUGUAAAGGUAGGUGAGAUGGAUGAGAUUAACAACUUGUCCUGGGCGCUAAAAAGAGAUUUUGAAUGGUAAAAACAUCUCGAGUCUUGAACACAGCACUAGGUAUUAUGUCAACCGCUCAAAGAAUUAAGAAGACACAAUUAUAUCUACAUAAUUCUCUAUUUAAAUCCACUUUUUAUCAUUAUAAUAGUAAAAGCUUUUCUUGUACUUUAUAUGGAUGUUUCGUAUUACAAGAAGCUUCAGGUGACUAUGGGUUCUGAUUACAUUGCAAAUUACUAAAGAUAUUGUUAGUGUUUCCAAGCACAGGAGAGGUGGAUAAUCACAGCCUUCUAUGGUGAGAGGGAUAGUACAAUAUCAGUGCAGGUAUCUUGUAAGGUCAGAAAAGUAAAAGCCAUUGGAGGAAGAACAAAUGUCAAAUAAUAAUCCUUUUUAAUUUUUUGUUGACAUUUCUUACUUCAAGAUCAGCAUCAAGACAGACAGGUGACUCAUCUGUUAAUUGCCUGUUCCAUUUAGCACCAGUACUGAACAUAGUAUUCUCUGUGGGACAAAUAAGGCAACUUGCCAAAUUUGAAUAUUUAAAAUGAUCUGCUGCAUCAACAGCUAGGGUCAUUAGUGGCAAAUAUGUUGCGGGAUUAAGAUAUUAAAAUAUUUAGUGCUUAAAAAUGUGUCAAUAAAUAAGGUCUUAUAGAUUAAAAAAAAAAAAAAAAAAAUUAUAUCAACAGUCAAAUAUAAUUAUUACAUAAAUAACCCCCAAUCCCUUGCUCAUUGUUGUCAUGGAAGGCUUAGGAGACGGGGACAAGGGCCCAAUGUGGGGAACCACCCCCUACCUUGGGCCUCAGCCCUUCCACAACUAAUUUUGCAUGGUCUUUUCUUCAUCCCCAUGUUGUCGACUUAUCCUAAUUGCUGCCAUUUUUGCCACAAUACUUUUAUCAUAAUGCUCCCAACUCCCAUAACUCCUUCCCCUUCUUACAACAUUUAUCUUACACGUUACUCCAUCAGCUCCCCCUCUCUGCCCUUUUCACUACCCUCUACUACUGUUCAACCUGCAACUUAAUGAGUACAGUAAACUCGUUCCUAACCCCUUUUCGCUACUCCACUUUACCAUAGCACUGUAUGACCUUUGAUGUCAUAUAGCACUUCCUUACCUGGAGACUUUGCCAUGAAGCCUCUUGCUAUCACUGUAUUUUGAAUACGCCACUAAUGACGUUAGAUGUUGAUGUGGCAGAAAAAGUUCAAUAAAUAAAAUAUUACAAAUAUGCAUAAUUAAAUUAUUAUAAAUAUUAGUCUCCUUUAGGAAACUAAUGAGACCUAUGUCACAGUCCUCCCCCACAAAGAAUCAUAGUCACUGUUUCUCUUUCCUUAUGAUACCUUUUACGAUGUAAAUAAGUGUCUGGUAAUUAUCACAUUUCAAAUAUUGUACUACUGGAAGUAUUGUUAAUAAUUUUAUUAAAAGGGAAACUAUACAAAAUAUUCUGUAGCGUAAAUUAUAAGGUUAUUCCUAGUUGUCCUUGUCAAACAAGACGAAUUGUCACAAGAAAAUGUAUUUUGAAUUUUCAGCCCAGAAAAGUUGCUAAGCUAAGAAUCUUUUGCAUGUAUAUUACAAAGUAUUUAUUACUUUUUCUAUUUAUUAGUUACAAGUUCACACUGGUGCUAGUAGUAACUUUUUUUUUUUAAUGAUUAUUCUCUUGCUUUUAAUUUUAUGUAGAGGCUCAUGAAUGGAAAUUACUAAGCUAAACACCCUGUCACAAUUAAGUUAUGAUAAAUGAUCAGUCAAGCAUAUUUUGAUAGAGGCAAAAUUAUUGAAUCUUCUAAUGCUUUGUAAGUCUUAAGUUUACAGUGAUAUAUGAUAAAUAUAUAAUGCGAAGGGAGAUUUUGUUUUUUGUCAAAGAUUAUUUUAUGCUUACAAGUUGUAUAGUAAUGCAUACUCACUGAUUUUUUUAAAGGAUUUACUGUGAAAUAAUAAAUCUGCAUUUAUUCUAAGAACCCUGAAAAUUGUCAUGAGGAUUAUCACAGAAUGGUACUUCUCCAUAUUUUUAUGUAAUAUAAAAGAUUUAUACAGAGAAAAAUAAAAUCAUUUAUUACU